AUGAACUGUUCAGCUGCUUUCCCAGAGGCAAAUGUCCACCUUACUCACGGCGACCUUCUCCCCCAGAGUAUUCUCGUCGAAGGCUCCACGAUUACAGGGAUCAUCGACUGGGAGACCGCCGGCUACUAUCCCGCGUUCUGGGAAUAUUGCCGGAUGCACGACCCAAGGUUGAUGACGCCUGCAUAG
Molecule: messenger RNA, 186 nt
Organism: Pisolithus orientalis
Lineage: Eukaryota; Fungi; Basidiomycota; Agaricomycetes; Boletales; Pisolithaceae
Exons: 1
Coding region: 1-186 (61 amino acids)
Source: RefSeq, a predicted model, not a curated record